Messenger RNA from Umbelopsis ramanniana AG, 3020 nucleotides. RefSeq lists its product as uncharacterized. The transcript has 14 exons. Gene Ontology annotation, cellular component: cytosol. Lineage: Eukaryota; Fungi; Mucoromycota; Umbelopsidomycetes; Umbelopsidales; Umbelopsidaceae. Gene Ontology annotation, biological process: cytoskeleton organization. The coding region runs from base 49 to 2988 and encodes 979 amino acids. The record is from RefSeq and is a predicted model, not a curated record.
GCCAGAUCAGUUGUAAGUCUCAAAGACCAGCAUUGAGCACUGCAUAAGAUGAGCAAUCACGGCGAUCCCCCUGUGAACACCGUCAGCACUGAGGCGCUCAGGCAGGCUGUGAAGCAGCUUCCCAGUAAUAAAAAGAUAAUUCACGACGACUUUGUAUAUGCCGAUUCCGACGAUACCAUCCAAGAGAUCAAUGAAUUUUUUAACUAUACUGAAGUUGCUGGAUAUUCAGAGUAUCGAGAUAUCUUUCAGGAGCGAAUUUCUGAAGGCUGGGAUACGCUUUCACUUAGAGAAAAGAAAAGCUAUAUACAGUAUCUCUUGAACGACCUGGAACAAAGUUCAGCCAUAGCGAGAUUGGAUGCUGGAAAGCAGAUAUUGUACAUUGCACAAGGAAACUUUGGAGAUUUGGAGUCCUUUGAUUACGCAGGAAACGAUGUGGAACAACACAUGCAAAAAAUUAAGGAGAACAAUUCACUUCUGCAGCAAUCGGGAGCACUACCUGUCGUGUACUCAGCUUUGCGGAAAGCGUGCGAAGAACACAAUUCCCGGCACUUAGGGAACAUGCACGAUGUCAACAACGAAAUUGAGAUUUUUUUGACAAUUUUGUUUAUGUUGAUUGAGACACUGCGACAUGAUGACAACCUGGCCACUGAUUUAGACAACCUCGAUCCGCCACUAAUCGUAUUCCUAUUUGGCGUGAUAUCACAAUUAAGAGAAAAGAACUUGAAGAUGUUUCCUGUGAAAAAGCUUUUGCUUGUUGUGUGGAAAACAAUGUUGGUAUCCUUUGGUGGACGUGAGGAGAUUGAACGAACUCACAACGUCAUUCGUCAGUAUUUUAGUUUGCCUGAAGUUAAAAUCCAAGACACGAUAACGAGAAGUACCCCGCUGGAUUUGCAUGCAUUUUCACAGGAAAUUGUAACCAAAUACCCGACAUAUACUCUACCACCUUUUCCUGGGCACGUUCAACGACCAGAAUUGAUUAAGCCUUCACCAGCUUUACAAACUCUACUCACAGCAAGUCACGGCUCAAGUCCUAAUCCACCUUCACUAAUAGCGACAGCCAAAGCGCAAGGAAAUGUUGGUAAACCUGGAACAUGCCCGCAGCAGACUAAGCGCGUCAACGGCUUCAGUCAGAAUGGUCAUAGAGAACCGCUCGUGUUACCGUUCUCCUCUUGGGAUAUGGACGUACCUCGAAGCAUCCAGGAAGCUGGAGAAAUGUAUACUGAGCACAUGUAUGUGUCACUGGCUACAUUGCAGAUUUUGAGAGAACGUGAGCGCGGGAUCAAGAUGUGGCCAAUGCAAGACGAUGAAAAUGGAUAUGAAUUCAUUGUCCGUGCAAGCCAGCAUCUCAUGUCAUCGCAAGCAAGCGAAAUAGAAGAACCUUUCUCUUCACCCGAGAUGAUCGAUGCCUUUCGACGCUUGAGCAUGGUCGAAAGUCUAUAUAAGGCUAUUGUUCCAAAUCUUCAAAAUAUCAUCAUUGUUCUUCUCAAAUUGCUACUCGCUACCGUUACACCAUAUAAUGGCGCCAACCCAAAUGUGAAUGGGCAUAGCAACGGCAAUGAGACUAGUCAAGAGAAGAUGAAUAAUACUUCAGAAGUUAAUCAUACCAUGAAAGCACACGACAUAGAGGAAGCAAACAAUAAGCGUAACAGAGAAAUAACAUCGAAAGCAGUAUCUGGAAUUCUCUUGCUGUUAUUACAAUGGACGAAGCUUUCUCAUGUCCUAAAGUUCGAAAACGUCUCACAGCUCUUGGUAGAUUCCGGAUGUCUACUUCUGAUACUGAAGAUUCUUGGGUUACAGGAUAUGGCGGCUACACUACAAGAGCAAAGUGAGGGCCAGGAAUACAGCUUCAUGAACUAUUGGAGCCGAGAGCGAAGAAAAGCACAUCACACCUCUGAGGUAUCAACUGCCCCAUUACCAGAAAUCCACAAUCAAAAGCUUCGGCAAACGAACUGGCGUAACAUGUUUUGGUCGAUCAACUUUUUACGCAUACUGCAAAAACUCACAAAGAGAAAGACCCAUCGGAUCAUGCUCCUUGUCCAAUAUAAAUCUUCGGCCAUUUUGAAAAGAUUACUUAAAGUAUCACAUCCCAUGCUGGAGCUUUACACUCUAAAAGUACUCAAAAGUCAAAUACCGUACUUGGGACGAAAGUGGAGGUCAAGUAAUAUGCGGAUCAUUACGGCGAUAUAUUUGACCUGUCGGCCGGCUUUAAGAGAAGAAUGGAUGACAGGACUUGAGUCUGAGUCGGAUAUUGAAGAGAGUGCGAUGCAAGAGUCAAACCUGAGAGCUUUGAUAAAAGCAUAUCAUACACGUCGAUACUUACCUACCAUACCGUCUAUCCACCAGCGGCAAGAUAUCCCUCCUUCUGCCCUUAGUAAUCAAAUUCAUGAUGCUGCUGCACUGUCGUCGACAGUAACAGUUGGUAUACUCGCAGAAGAACAGCCCAGUGAGGACAUCGAAUUGGAUGCAGAGUUCAUGAAUAAUUACGAACAGUGGCUUGAAGACGAGGUGUAUUCCGUACCAACCUCACCUGAAUUACCACCAACGGACGCUUUAGGCUCGCUAACAUCACCUCCAAUGGUCUCCCCAGCGCUUUCAGAUUCUCCCAUACAUCAAUUUUAUCGAAGCGAGCAAAAUAAAGCAAAGACGACGCAGCAAGUUAGCGAUCUUUAUCACAAUCAGCUUCAGAUUGAAUUCAACUUGCACCAUUGGAAACCACCCGGUGACAGCUGGGACGCACCACAACGAUUCCUCCAUUCCUACGCAAUUAAUCCUGAUGAAAUCGAUAUCGACGAAGACAUCGAUUUGACAAAAGGUGAUCCGCUAGCCAACAUCGAUUGGUCGACGUUGAGUGAAGAGGAUCUCCGAGAGCGCUUAUUUAAAGUUGAGCGACAAACUAUACAACGACGACUACGAACAGACGAUGAAUCAGAAUUCAAACUUCUCAACACCCUGGACCACUUAACUAUUGAGAACGAAGAAUGGGAUUAGUCGUAGCUUUAUUAUCAUAAGCCUUUAACUCC